Molecule: messenger RNA, 450 nt
Organism: Alternaria atra
Lineage: Eukaryota; Fungi; Ascomycota; Dothideomycetes; Pleosporales; Pleosporaceae
Exons: 1
Coding region: 1-450 (149 amino acids)
Cellular component (GO): membrane
Source: RefSeq, a predicted model, not a curated record
AUGAUAUUCGUAACUGGAGACGUCCUCUCAAUCUGGGUCCAGGGUGGUGCUUCUGGCUUAUUGGUCAUUGGCACAAACGCAAGAUUCGCCGAAGGCAUCGUCAUUACAGGUCUGCUGAUACAAGUUAUCAUGUUCGCGCUUUUCGCAGUCGCAGCAGUCAUCUUCCGAAACCGCAUACGAAGUCGCCCUACGCCCGAGUCGUAUGAUACGGAUAUCCCUUGGAGGAGGACCUUGUGGGUGCUGUUCAUCGUUAGCUUCCUGAUCAUGAUCAGAUCUGUCUGCCGUGUUGUGGAGUAUGCUAUGGGCAACGAUGGGUAUCUUCUUCGGCACGAAUGGGCUAUGUACAUAUUUGACUCGGUUCCAAUGUUUGCAGUUACAGUCCUGUACUACCUAUGGUACCCGACCAUACUGAUUGAUAUAGGGGUCGAACUCCAGAGCAGUGGCAUGUAG